GAGGCAGCGGCAGCAGAAGUCACCGGCUCAUCCUCUGAGAGGACGCACCUUGAGUAGUAUCUCUACGAGCUGUACAAUGGAUAACGGAUGUCAUUGCUCGGCCAGCAGCGACAGGCUGUCCAACCCUAUCCUCUACAACAUCCUGAGUCAGAUGGAGAACAGCAAAGCCGUCGACAACAACUUCAACUACAACUCAGUACCUCACAGGUGCAACUGUGAGCUGCGGCGGACUGUGUGCCUGAAAAGGCCUCUGGAGAUUUGCAAAGAAGCUUCGGCCGUUCUGGUGAAAACCGUGCACUUCAUGAAGAACCUACCCGCUUUCAACCAGCUGCCGCCAAAUGACCAGUUCUCACUGCUAAAGAGCUGCUGGGCACCGCUCUUCAUCCUGGGUCUGGCCCAGGAGCACGUGGACUUUGAGGUGACGGACACCCCCGCUGACAGUAUGCUGAAAAAGAUUCUCCUCAACCGCCAGGAGAAGCUGGACACGGACAGAGAGCAGCCCACCAUGGCCGGAGUCAGCAAACUCAAGUCCUGCCUAAAAAAGUUUUGGAGUUUGGAUUUGAGUCCAAAGGAGUAUGCAUACCUCAAAGGCACCACGAUAUUUAACCCAGAUGUACCAGAUCUAAAGGCAGCUCUCUUUGUGGAAGGCCUGCAACAGGAGGCCCAGCACGCCCUCAGCGAGGUGGUCCAGCUCAUCCAGCCCGGCCAGGAGCGCUUCGCUCGGAUCCUCCUCACAGCCUCCCUGCUGCAGAGCAUCACGCCUAGCCUCAUCACUGAACUCUUCUUCCGGCCCGUGAUAGGCCAGGCCAACCUGCUGGAGCUGCUGGUCGACAUGCUCUUCUGCAGAUAGAAGAGCGGGAACCGUCCAGGAGGGGGGGGAGUUCCUCACAGAGUGAAUGCUGAACCUUUCUAUUGACCAAACUCAGCAGCGGUUCCCUCAUGAAAGUCUGACAGAAAAGCACUUGUGAUAAAGACGAUAUGGAUUGACCGAAAUCCGAAGCUUGAAACUAUGAAUUUCUCCCAAUGACACUGAAGCUGAGGUCACUUUAGGGCAGUGUGAAAAGACGAAGUAGCUGAAGAGCAAAGAUGUGACUUUGCAGACGGGUCAUUCACUGUCUCUCAUGUUGAAGACUUUCUGUUUUUACGUCACUGUUGUAAAUAAGGUUUUCCUGCCUUUACAGAACAUUUCUAAUAAAUAUAUUUUUCUAC
Pleuronectes platessa (European plaice) is the source of this 1209-nucleotide messenger RNA. It is a transcript of the gene nr0b2a, whose product is annotated as nuclear receptor subfamily 0, group B, member 2a. NCBI's taxonomy places the organism in Eukaryota, Metazoa, Chordata, Actinopteri, Pleuronectiformes, Pleuronectidae. The record is from RefSeq and is a predicted model, not a curated record. The coding region runs from base 77 to 850 and encodes 257 amino acids. The transcript has 2 exons. Gene Ontology annotation, biological process: negative regulation of transcription by RNA polymerase II; circadian rhythm. Gene Ontology annotation, molecular function: transcription factor binding; transcription corepressor activity. Gene Ontology annotation, cellular component: nucleus; cytoplasm.